Messenger RNA from Aureobasidium musti, 1620 nucleotides. Lineage: Eukaryota; Fungi; Ascomycota; Dothideomycetes; Dothideales; Saccotheciaceae. The record is from the annotation of a GenBank genome assembly.
AUGGAGCAAGCGAUUGAGAGAGAGGACCCGGCCGAAAUCGAGAAGAAGAUCGACUCUGAAAGAUCAUCGACAUCAGGACGCACCCCAUCAGAAAUCGAAAACAUCCACCAAAGACUCUGGCUCUCAGAAGACGAAGCCUACCACCAUGCAAAAGCACACCCAGACGAGACUCGAGAAAUAUUCAUCACCUUCGCACCAGACGACAAAGACAACCCUCGCAACUGGAGCAAAGCAAAGAAAUGGUACAUUACCUGCUUUGCCAGUUCAUUGAACGUCUUGACUUGUCUUUGCGCUGGCGGUUAUUCGUCAGGCGUUGGACAACUUGUUGAGGAGUUUGGUGUGUCUGAUGAAGUUGGCACUGUCGGUCUUUCCAUGUACAUCUUGGGCUUUGCGAUUGGUCCCAUGCUCCUCGCUCCCCUAUCCGAGUACUUUGGAAGAAACCCUGUGUACUUCACAUCGUGGUUCGUCUUGUUCAUCUUCCAGUUGCCCCUGGCGUUAGCUCCCAACAUAGCCACGGUCAUUGUCUGCCGUCUGAUCCAAGGAUUCGGUGGUUCAGCACCAUUGACAAACACCGGAGGUUCAGUAUCAGAUGUCUGGGAGCGAAACGAGAGUGGACCCGCCAUGUCCAUCUACGGUCUCUCUUCGACAUUCGGUCCACCCAUGGCACUCGUCAUUUCUGGAUAUAUCGCUCAGAAUAAAGGCUGGCGCUGGUUGUUCUGGGUCUACAUGAUUAUCUUUGGUGCUUAUUGGAUCAUUAUGAUGGUGANNGCAACCCUACCCGAAACUCGUCACAGCACCAUUCUCGAGAAANAGGCAGAGCGAGUGCGCAAAGCACUCAAGAAGGAAGGUCUGGAAAAAUCUGCGCAGAGAGUGUUCGAUGCACAUGCAGAUGAAGCCAAGAGUUUGCACACCUUGUUCGCCAUUACCUUGACUCGACCCUUCCGCUUCUUGUUCACCGAGCCCAUCACGAUCGGUGCCGCUGCGUACAACGGUUUCAUCUACGGCUUGGUGUAUCUUUUCAACGAGGCUUUCCCUCUGGUUUUCGGCAAGAACCAUGGUUUCAAUGUCGGCGAGCAAGGUCUCUCUUUCCUGGGUCUGGCCUUGGGAAGUGUAGUCGGCGUUGCGAUCUAUCCCCUCCAAGAACGCUACUACCUCCGCAAAGUCGCCAGAAACGACGGCAAAGGUGUGCCUGAAGCACGUAUCUGGCUGGCUAGAUGGGGAGCUUUCCUCCUCCCAAUUUCCCUCUUCUGGUUUGCAUGGACAUCCUACCCCAGCGUCCCUUGGAUCGUACCCAUCAUCGCAUCCGGCUUCUUCGGUCUAGGCAUCUACAUCGUCAUCCUCUCCAUCCUCAACUACGUCGUCGACAGCUACCAAACCUACUCUGCCUCCGCUCUCGCCGGCGUAAUCCUCGUGCGCAAUGUCGUAGGUGCAGGCUUCCCUCUGUUCGCAAACCAGAUGUACAACAAACUGGGCUAUGAGUGGGCGAGCAGUCUAUUGGCUUUCUUGAGUAUUAUCAUGAUUCCCAUCCCUUGGUUGUGGUUUUAUUAUGGUGAGAGAUUGAGAUUGAAGAGUCCUUUUGCCAGAGAGCAUUUUGCUCAGGAUGAGGAUGCGCCGCAUUGA